Mugil cephalus (flathead mullet) is the source of this 5221-nucleotide messenger RNA. It is a transcript of the gene tmem71, whose product is annotated as transmembrane protein 71. NCBI's taxonomy places the organism in Eukaryota, Metazoa, Chordata, Actinopteri, Mugiliformes, Mugilidae. The record is from RefSeq and is a predicted model, not a curated record. Bases 593 to 1645 code for a protein of 350 amino acids. The transcript is spliced from 10 exons.
AUUUUAACGGAGGAAACAUCCAUCAUAGAGUCAGACUUGAUCCUUUCCUCCUUUGUUCAUCUCACGCUCAUGAAGUUCUGACCCGACUGGUUUUUCUCGGCGUUUAUCAGACGUGGAGAAGCUGCAGAGGUGGAAACUCCCUGAAGUUUCUCAGUCUGAAGCAUCUUUCUAGUUCCACGUUAGAGGCUCAGCUCACAUCAUCAUCAUCAUCAUUAUUAUUAUUAUUAGAUCCUCAAACAUAUUAAAAAAACACAAUAAACGACGGCGGAGGAAGAAAACUCUGGAGGUAACGGACGCGUUGAUUCAGAUUCUCCUGUUUGAGGAAGCAGCCGACGAAGAGUUAACAGGAAACAUGAGCUCAGAGUCUCAGCGUCGGUUUUUCUUUGCUUCUGCAGUUCGUUUCUCAGGCGGUUGUUGCUGCUGCUGCAGGAUGUGAGAGACAGAAACCUGGAUAGAAGACAGAGGACAGAGGACAGAGGACAGAAGACAGAAGACAGAAGACAGAAGACAGAGGACAGAGGACAGAAGACAUAAGACAGCAGCGGAGACGCUUUGAAGAUCAACACGAGACGACGAGACGCUGCAGACAAACAUGGCUCUGUUCUUCUCUGGAGCCGUUACGAGUUCCCCCAUAAAGAGAAGGUCCAGGUCCAGUCACACCUGUCACAGCCUGGACGUGUCCCUCCUGUCCCCCGACUCCUCCUACGUCUGUUACUCCUCGUUGGACGGCGGCGACUCCUCCUGCUGCCGCCGCUCCCCGCGCCUCCUCACCAACGGCUACUACGAGGUGACGGAGGACAGCUUCUCCUGGGACGAGCAGGGCAACGUGUCCCUGACGCCCUGCAAGACCAGCGUGUCCUACAAGGAGAACCUGGUCCGGGUUUUCCGGCGCCGGCGGAGGCCUCGUAACUCUCUGGUUCGUUUAAUCAGCGACGUCACCGAGAGCUGCCAGUCCUGGCUGGACGAGAAAGUCUUCAGAGGUGUGUUCAGGACGGGAAAGAACCAGGACCAGGAGCAGGACCAGGACCAGGAGCAGGACCAGAAUCAAGACCAGAACCAGGACCAGGACCAUAACCAGAACCAGAGCCAGGAUCAUGAUCUGGAUUUGGACCUGGACCUGGACCUGGACCGGACCAUAAGGAGCCACGCGGGACCAGUUCUCCUGGACCAGUCGUCCUGGUCUGGACUGAAGAGCACGGAGCUGGAAGAAAACUGCUGCUUCACAUACGACCCCACUGAGGCCCCGCCCCCUCCAGACAAACUGGCCCCGCCCCCUCCAGACAAACUGGCCCCGCCCCCCAUCAUGCGGGAGGAGAUCUGCUCUGAGAUCUGUGAGUCGAAGGAGCGCUUCACCCAGUCGCUGGGGGGUCUGUCUGAGGUCCUCCCCCCUUCACCGUUCUACAGCAACACCUGCUGCUGCCAGGCCUCACCUGAGGACCCAGGGUUCAGCAUGAAGACCCUCCUCCUCCUCGGCUUCACCGUCUUCAUCUUCACUGCUCUGGUCUCAGGGUCUCUGUGGUGGAGCAGCUCCGUGACAUCCACCAUGUUCCUGAUGGUCACAGCUUUCAUGGUCGUCACCAAGUCUGGUCCGAUGGGCGAGUGGAGGAAGGCCAAGACCGAGGACAUCACAUCAAGGAAUGAGUAAAGGGAAACGAGGACGGCGUCUGGGUUCGCUGCGAUAAACUGGAAGAGGAUCACAAGAAGAAAAAGGUCGAACGGGACUCAGUAGAAAUAUCGUGUUAGUUCUUAUUUCAUUUAUCUGUUUGCAUGUGAGUUGCACUUAAAGGGCAAAAGUAGCUCUGAGCUCUGGAGAACAUUUCACAGCAGCGUCAGUGUCGUUUUUUAGAGAGAGAAAACUCCUCCUGAGAUGAAUUUAAAGUUUUAAGCAUGUUAGCUUCAGGCUAAUGCUAAAUGAGACGUGAUCGAACGUUUAAAACGAACCAGCAUCACGUGCUGGAUGUUCGUUUCUAAUUAAAGCUGCUGCCAAAGUGUCGAAGGAGCUCAGAGAGAAAGAGGAAUUAAAUAUAAAGAUGUAUUUUAAGCGUAUCUUCUGUCGUUAGGGGUGAAACUUGGAGCUUUUUUCAGAAGAAGUGACCAAACAUCAGACUUUUCAUGUCUGCAGCAACAAUUCAGGUUUAAACUGUAAAACAAAAACAAAAAACUACCUUCUGUUUCAAAUAAGAGCUGUGACUUAAAAUAUAAUGCACAAAGGUGAGGAUUGUAUUUACAACCGUGGGAGAAAAAAGCAGCAUUUGUUUUUCUGAAGGAACUGAAUGAAGAGUUUUAAUCUAAAAAGGCCACAAACGCAUUAAAGCUGCAUCAGCUCAGAUUUAAGAAGUAAAAGACUAUUUCUGCACAAGGACUUUUUCAGACUUCCUGAAAGUCUGUUCUUUUUUUUUUUUGUUAUGAUAAAAUUAGGAUCAUCAUGCUGAGACUUUAAUAAGUCACAUGAUUGACAGGUGAGUGGGCGGGGCCACAGAUUAAAGGUGCAUCCUCUAGACUAAUUAUUUUUAUUACUACUGAUAGAACGGGUGGUGGUGAGAUCAGGCCAAAGACCAACAGGCCACUGGUUUAUGUUUCUGCAUAAAUUUUACGUGGUUGCUACGGUUACAGCCCAGACAUUCACGUCGUAGCACAAACCACCAGAAAUGUAACUACGAAAGAGCUGUGAUUGGUCGUCUUCGUAGUAGCAUGUUUCCUGUUUCUCCGUCUCCGCGUCAUGAAUCAGUGAUUUUACCUGAGGAGGUUCGGAGGUGCAGACGUUUGUGCGACGAAUCUUUGCCGAAAUGAAACAAAAAUUAGCGCCAACUAGUGUUUGAGUGGAGUCAUUACAGAGCGAGACAGACUGACGAGGUACGAGUAGAAAUGGCUACGUGAGCUAGUGCUAUAAAAGCAGCACUAUAAAAGAGGCUUUUAAUGUUUUCUUAGCGACGCUGGUGCAGCUUUAGAUGUGAAAGUUGUUCUCGCAGCAUUUUGUGGUGAAACUCUUCUUUUCCUAAGUGCCUUUACACCAGCAACAUAAUAAUAAUUAAAUAAUAACACAGGGACACGUGAGAAGUUAAUAUCUCACCUUUAAUCUUAAAUAUGAAGCUCUUAUUUUGAAACAUUUGUCUUUGAGGGAGCAAUAAUUCCUGGAAAUGGAAGGAACCAGGAAAAAGGUUCCGUGGAUUUAAAUCCACAGAACCAAGAGAAACGUAAAUAAUUGUUUCCAACAGGAAAAGUUUGGCAAAACAAACAAACAAACUCGUCUUUAGGACUCGACGAGGGGUCGGACCUCAUGAAGAAUCAUGUUUGGGCCUCGAGCUUCCACCGCGACGAGGAGCUGGACGUGGAGAAUUAGUUCAACCCGUGAGGAAACAAAACGCAGACGAGUUGUUUUUUUGUUUUUUUCAUCAUGCACCUGGAGAACAAAGUCAGUUUGUUCUUCCUCUGUUCGCUCACAAACACGGAGUCGUUCUCAGUAUCAGGACGUUAAAACUGCGACUUUUCCAACGUAUGAACCAAACAAGUUUGGCUUCAUUCUGAAAUAUGAAUAGUUGUAAAUAAAUGAAUAAAAACAUGGCUGUGGCCCUGAGGCUGUGCCAUUAAUCGACUUUUAAUCGUGAUUUUGGUUGAUUAAAUGAACCUGGUGAUAUUUAAAUUUAAAAUGUGGGCUCUGCUGCACAUCUGAUCCAACCACCAGGGGGCGAACUCAUGUUUGCAGCUUCAUUAAGCUAAAUAAAUAACAAGCAGCCUCAGACUAUGAUCGUCAUCAUGUCGAGGGAAGAAGGCAUCAUGGUGAAGAGCUAGCGCCUCGAAAGGAAACCGCGUCCACUGAUCGGACUCGUGCUGUCUCAAAAUUAUAUUUGGACUUUUUUCUCAAAAUUAUAUUUGGACUUUUUUCUCAAAAUUAUAUUUGGACUUUUUCCUCAAAAUUAUAUUUGGACUUUUUUCUCAAAAUUAUAUUUGGACCUUCUAGAAAUUUUUGACUUUUUUCUCAACAUUUCGACUUUUUUCUCAACAUCGUAUUUCAAAUUUUUUCUCAAAAUUGGAAUUAAAUUUUUUUUUUCAACAUUUCAAGUUUAUUCUCGUCAUUUAUACUUAAAUUGCAUGAUGAAAAAAAAUCUGCCUCUUCAUUUUCUUCCUCAUGGGUGAGACUAAUCCACUUCAUAGAUGUGGGAUCAGCUCUUCUUCUGUUUGUGUUUUUUUUAUCGGUGUCAAACCGGACGAGCAGAAAAAUCUCCUCACGUCGUGAUUAUCGCGCUGCGUUCAUGUCACGUGGGGAUUCGCAGUCUCCAGCAUCUCAGCCGAGAUGUGUUUGUGAAUAUCGUCAACGCUUUUCCGUCUCGUAGGACGUGAACGCAGCAUCAUGAAGGUUUGAGAUCUGGUCGCACCAGGAGGAUAAUCUGGUUUAUAUAUAUAUAUUUUUACAGUUUGUCUGAAAAUCUGAUUAAAACAACAACAUUUACCACGAUUUCUGUUUUUAAACCCUGGUGUGACCAAACUCUGUCUCCGUCGUGGUUUUAUCAAGUGCCAAAUUUCUCUUUACAUGUCAGAGUAGGUCAGAGAACAAAGAAAAUCAACGUGUUACUGAUAUUUUUUACAUUUUUCAUACUUCUCUCGCUCUACUUUGUAUUUUAAGCUGCAUUUCAAAUCAGUAUUUUAUAUAAAUGAUGGGUCACGUUGUGUCUCAGAGUACGAAGCUCUGUCUGUAGCUUCUUUUAGCUCCACGUCUCGGAUAAAUCACGUCAUAUCUGUUCCUCGGUUGUCGGAGGAGACCAAACGGUAACGGUGGCGCCCCCUGGUGGGUCAGAAAUCAAUGAACGCAGCUUUAAAGGAACAAAGUUUAGAUGUUUUCUCUGUUUAGCUACUGAACAUGUUGUUAAUAGUGAUGUAAAUAGUGGUUUUUAUUUUUUGUUUCCAUCGACUGCACUUAUUUCCGUAGGUGGAAACGUGAACUUAUUACGUAACGUUUUUAUUAUCGUGUUCAUGUUAAUCAGCUGUAAAACUGUAAAAUUAAACCUUAACCGAGGCGCCGACUAGACUUUAAUAUAAUAAGAGUGUAACUAUAUUAUUCUACAUAUUUAAAAUCUGCUUCCAAACUAACAUUUAAAACAGUGUUUAUCCGCCUGUAGGUGGCGCCGUGUGUUUUAAGAUUUAACUUUACAGUGUUUUGUAUCUUUGUCUCCUGAAUGAAAUCUGUAAAUGUUUAGGAUUCAUUAAACACGUCAUUAAAGGCAAA